AUGCUUUCCUCGCCGCGACCAAAGUUGCUCUCUUCUCCUCAGGCUUCAUCCAUCCGACAACUUGACCAGAAGGCAGAGCCAACGGUCCGAGACCUCACUCUCCUUCCCGUGAAGAUUCCUGACUUGACUGCGAAGCACCACAACAGUCCCGAAGCGAAGAGAAUAGCUCUUGAUCCUGCACCCACCAUUAAGCCAGAACCUAUCAACCAUCCAACUUCACUUGACUUGGCCAACUCACCUUUCGCCAUGUCUGAUGGACUGAAUGAAGCUCGCGCAAUGCGUGUCAUGGAGAUCAUGAAUGAUUUCCGAACGUUGCAAAUCCACAUCAACUCGCUCAUCACGCGCAGCGAGGCCAAUCCACCAGAUCAAGAAUCAUACUACCUCGACGGCUAUGUGGUCCUCAGGCAGUGUGCCGCCGAGUCGCAAGCGGUUCUAGCUGGCCACUUUAACCCGGGCAACCUUGGGCUUCAGGCUGGCAACAUCCCGGAGACUGAAGUACAGAAGGCCUCUCUACAGCGAAUCAUUCUCGAUGCGUCUACAAGAAGGUUCCAGGCUCACAAGAUCUAUCUACGAGGGUCUGCCGCGACGCGAUGGGUACAGCUGCGCACCCAAUUGCUGCGUGGUGAAAAACCAGGUUCCAAACACGCCAACGGGCUGCGAACAAUUGACCAAAGACUUCGCCAGGAACUCAGCGAAAUCACGGAUGACCAUGUUUACCGAGACCUUCGCAACGCUGACCAACGCAAGGGCUACUGGCUUGACGAAGACCCGGUGCUGGAACGCAUGCUGGGAUGGAUUCGGAUGCAGAGGUGA
Fonsecaea nubica is the source of this 813-nucleotide messenger RNA. RefSeq lists its product as hypothetical. NCBI's taxonomy places the organism in Eukaryota, Fungi, Ascomycota, Eurotiomycetes, Chaetothyriales, Herpotrichiellaceae. The transcript is spliced from 4 exons. The record is from RefSeq and is a predicted model, not a curated record. Bases 1 to 813 code for a protein of 270 amino acids.